Molecule: messenger RNA, 2398 nt
Organism: Psylliodes chrysocephalus
Lineage: Eukaryota; Metazoa; Arthropoda; Insecta; Coleoptera; Chrysomelidae
Source: the annotation of a GenBank genome assembly
GUUUCACUAUGUUCUAUUUGUGUUCCUAUCUCAGUUUUCCAUAACAUUACGAUAAAGGUUGCCAUGUAAAUUUUCAAACAAUAAUGUUAAUAAUUCGUGCAAAUUAUUAGUUUUAAGUGUUUCCAAAGUAAUUUAGUGCAUCAUCGAAUAGUGUACUCAGUGUUUUUCUUGUUUGUUUACUGGAUAUACAACUUCUAUAUAUGAUUUUGAUGAAUCAUAAUGGCCGGCCAUGUUUGCCGGGAACAAACGAAGGUCGUCAAAUGUCAAAGUUAUGCAGCUAUUCUACGAACUUAAACAACAAUUUCCCACCAUUCCUGACCACGUGGUUACUUCUUGCAUAACAACCUACAUCCAGUCGAACGCCCAAGAGAAAAAUAUCGUCGAUCUUCUGGAAACGGCGUUAGCUGAGAACAACAUAGGGCAGAUGGGACGAUCUUCUAAACAUUUGGAAUCACCUCCCUUAAAUAUCUCUCCCAGUCCAGAAAUUGAACAAAUUUCGGCCAAGGCAAACCUCAACACCAACCGAACACAAACCGAGAUGAACGAAAGUGUCGAUGAUAACCGAAAUCCAAUAAAACCCUGCGACCAAAGUCAAGCUGAAUUCCCUCCUAGAACACUAGCCAAAAGACCCAAUUACCUCGACUUUAAAACAACCAUUGGUGAUGUGAGAAGUGAAGCCAAAAAAACCUUUGAUAUACAACUCUCGGAAAAAUGCAAAGAUGUUCACAAGUUGCUCAAUUCUGAACUGAGUGAAAAACCCCCCCGGUCUCCUCUAAGUGCAAAACGAUUCGCAGCCAAAAAUUCUCCAACCAAAGUGGAUAAAACUCUUGAUAUUCAUAAACGAUCUAGUAACGUCGAGUCUGCGGGUGUAGUUAAAAAAGAAACGUGUUCAACUCCGACACAAACAACGGACACGCUAAUCGGUAACUCGAAUCUCGGAUUAUCUCUAAACGUUAACUGUUCUGUGGAUGUAGUGCAAAGUCCGACGCAGCCCAAACGUACAUCAACGUUCCAACUUACGCCGUCACAACCCUGGUUGCAAACGCCCACAUCUCCGCGAAGUUAUACUAGUGUUAACCUUACAUUGAGACCUCCGACAUCAACUCCACAAGACCCGAUUAACAUCACGUCUCAGAACUCAAGUCUGACCUACUCCACGAGUAGUUACGAUUCGCAAAAGGGACUUCAGAGUCGAUUGCAGAUUACUGUGGGACCUGGAAGUGGAAGUGUGUCUUCUCUUCGUGUCAGACCUAAAAGCUACCAUCCUCAAGAGCAACAUCUACAGGAAGAAGUUCCGACUAGGGCUGGAUCUCUUAAUAAUUUGGCCGUUACUUCUGAUCCGCCAGUGAUAUUAAAGCAGCAGGCUCGAAUAGAAAGAUUACGAAUAGAACUGAAAUCGGAAAAAGCUAAACUGGUGAUAAUGAAACAAGAAAUUGAUGAAUUAGAGAAAAAUAGACUCGAAAGUGAGAUAAACCUUGACAUGGAGAAACAGCUAAUAAGAGAAAUAAAGCAUCUACGAUAUCAAUGUAAAGAGUUAGAAUUAGAUGGUGACGCAUUUUACAAUAACAUUUACACAGGUCAAGUAAUUAAUGACUUUCCCACCCCACCGCCAAGGAUCCGACAACAAAGUCGGAGAAGAAUACAAUACACUCCUCCUGUGGACGAAGGUCCCAAAUGGAACUGUGACGUAUGUACAUUCCUCAAUCACCCAAUCUUGGAUAAAUGUGAGCAGUGCGAUUUCCCCAGAAUACUACAUGUUUCAGCCUCACCUGGGGACAAUAUUCACAUACAUGUUACACCAAGAAUGCCAAGACGUAAGACAUUUAUUGUGAUUAAUCUGUGUGAUGAAAUAACUUUUGCAUAUAAAAUUCGUGUGGUUAGUGCUUUAAUAACAAUUUAAAAAAAAAAACAUGAACAUUUUUCCCGCUUCUGUAGAACCUUUAAAUGCCAAUUAACUAAAUACGGUCAAUAAAUUAAGAAAAUUUAAUUCAAAAUCUUAAAUCAAAAAACAUGGCUAGGACGGUAAAGCAAAAGGUGGAAGUAUUUAUUCAGUGCAAAUGGAGUAAAAAGCGCGUGCUCAAAACAUAGUAGACUUUAAAGGCGAAUAAGGAUUUGAACUAUUGCAAGGAGGUGUUGGGUUCGAGUGAACGAGAGAAAAAUACUUAGGAUCGCUAGAUAUAACGUGAAAAGGAAUUACACAUUCAUGGGUAUUAUAAAACUAGUGAAGAUUAAAAUGUGACUAAAUAGGAAGCUACUUUUAUAUUUUGUUUAUAAUUUUUUUCACCCCUAAAAUUGCUCACAAGAUAUUAUUUUUAAGCCAUUUUUUUUAGGUAAUUGUUAAAUUUCUGUAAAUAUUAUGUUAUUAAAAUGGGAUUAAAGCAAGUGCUUAUUUUGAUAA